UGUUAAAUGAUCAAGCCAAACAUGCUUGACAUUGCUGAGAAACCGUGCGGACGUCGAUGCCGCACUCGUCUGUUUCUCAGCCCUCAUUUUUAAUUGUGUGUGUGUGUGUGUGUGUUUUUUUAUUCCUUUCUUUAAAAAAUAAAAAAAUAAGAAAAAAAUCGCGUUCACCGUCCUGCGCCGGAGCACAUCCUGCCCGUCAUCUCGUCUUGUGGCAGAUUUCUGCUGAUGCAGGGAUGUCUGGGAAUGCCAAGGGCUCGCUCGUUGCCCCUUAAUGCAUCUCUCUCCGAACUGCAGCGCAGCAUCUCCUCCUGCGGUUUGCUCAUAUGCCGUUUGCUCUGCUCACCACCGUGCCGCUGCCAAAGCAACCUUGGGGCUUUGCAGGAUAGCAGUUCCCCCUUUUUUCGCUCUUUUAUUUAUUUAUUUAUUUAAAAAAAAAAAAUCCACCACCUCUCGUCUUUAAAUUACACAGCUUUCCUCUUCGACUCGUCUUAUUUUAAGAGCGCAGCUUAGAUGACGUGAACUCUCGGGUGCUAGGCUGGUGCAACUUAAAAGUUUCACACCUUAAACGCCUCUGCUGCUGCUGCUGCUGCUGCUGCUGCUGCUGCUGUUGGAUGAUUCUGCUCGAAGCUGUUCAGGACCUCUCAAGAUCAAACCACGAAGCAGCAGCAGCGACUGCUUCACAUGCACUGGGGAGCUGCAAUGGUCAAGUCAGCGAGAGCCGCAGUGGAGCCGCACUGAGGCAAAGCAGCCAACCGCCCCCCCCACUCGCAACGGGGACGCCUCCAACGAUCUGUGGGGUGUGGGAAGCUGAGGAGUGGAAAAAUUUCUCCCAACCGUGAAUGCCUGGCCAGUCAGACUAACGGACACCCCUCCGUGAUUCCUGCUCCGUCUCUUGCUCCGCUGCGUCCUCCUCCACCUCUUUCCCCCCGAAAAUGACCGUUGUAGCGGGGGACAACAUGGACGAGACCUCAGCCGUCCCGGGACAUCCUCAGGACACCUACCCCCCGGAUCACAAUGACCACGAGUGUUGCGAGAGAGUGGUCAUCAACAUAGCCGGCCUCCGGUUCGAGACACAGUUGAAAACUCUGUCACAGUUUCCAGAGACUUUGCUCGGUAACCCCAAAAAGCGGAUGCGGUACUUUGAUCCCCUGAGAAAUGAGUACUUCUUUGACAGGAACCGGCCCAGCUUCGAUGCAAUCUUGUACUACUACCAGUCAGGGGGCCGGCUAAGACGGCCGGUAAACGUGCCCUUGGAUAUGUUCUCAGAAGAAAUAAAAUUUUAUGAGCUGGGAGUGGACGCGAUGGAGAGGUUUCGUGAGGAUGAGGGUUUCAUCCGAGAGGAAGAGCGUCCGCUGCCUGAAAAGGAGUUCCAGCGUCAGAUCUGGCUUCUUUUUGAGCAUCCAGAAAGCUCAGGCACCGCAAGAGGGAUCGCCAUUGUGUCUGUGAUGGUGAUCCUCAUUUCCAUUGUCAUAUUUUGUUUGGAGACUCUACCACAGCUAAAAGAAGACCCGAUGGGUCGAAUCGAGACAUUCGGGAACAUUACAAUACGCUACAAACCAAAUAUUCUUACUGACCCCUUCUUUGUCAUUGAGACUCUCUGUAUAAUCUGGUUCUCGUUUGAGUUGAUAGUACGCUUCAUGGCAUGCCCCAGCAAACCGGCCUUCUUCAAGAACAUGAUGAACACGAUUGACAUUGUGGCCAUUAUCCCAUAUUUCAUUACACUCGGCACCGAGUUGGCAGAAGACCCAGAAAACGAAGGGGUGGGGGAGCAAGCGACUUCUCUGGCCAUUCUCAGGGUGAUCCGUCUGGUCAGGGUGUUUCGGAUCUUCAAGCUGUCGAGACAUUCCAAGGGACUUCAGAUCCUGGGGCAGACCCUCAAGGCCAGCAUGCGAGAGCUGGGAUUGCUGAUCUUCUUCCUGUUCAUUGGAGUCAUUCUAUUCUCCAGCGCCGUCUACUUCGCCGAAGCCGAGGAGCCGGAUUCUCAAUUCGGCAGCAUCCCGGACGCCUUCUGGUGGGCUGUCGUGUCCAUGACAACUGUGGGUUACGGGGACAUGGUCCCAGUCACUAUCGGGGGCAAGAUUGUCGGAUCUCUGUGCGCGAUCGCUGGAGUCUUAACAAUUGCCCUCCCAGUGCCUGUCAUUGUAUCCAACUUCAACUACUUCUACCACAGAGAGACGGAGGGAGAGGAGCAGGCCCAGCUUCUCAAUGUCAGCAACCCCAACAUCCCGUCCGAAACCAACUCCAGCCGCCGUAGCUCCUCCACCGUCAGCAAGUCAGAGUACAUGGAGAUUGACGGAGACAUCAACAAUAGCAUCGACAACUUUAGGGAGGCGAACCUUAGAACUGGAAAUUGCACUAUCGCCACUCAGAACUGUGUGAACAAAAGCAAGCUGCUCACAGAUGUUUAGGCAUCAGCUAGGAACUCUUGGUCGUUUGUGUCACACGGGGAGCAGACCAUCUGAUAGGAAUGCUUCAUUUAGCUCCCAGAGCGCUCUACUGGCAUUAGGCCUACAACUAUCCUCAGCCGAAAAAAAAAAGAAAAGAAAAAGAUACACAGUUGUUACAGUAUAUACCAAUGUAGAUAGAAUAAUUAAUUUUAUUGAUCCAAUAACUAUAAUGUUAAGAAAACAUUGAUUACUACACAUAUACACAGCUCCUUAGAGGACACAGAGCACACCUUGUCUUGUCAGAUGAUGGUGUGAUAACUAAAAAUCUUAUGCAUGCACUACAGAUAACUGAUCAGCAAGCUGCACAAUGCACCAGAAAUGACUGCAGACAUUCAAGCCUCUAAGCCAGGUGGUUUCCGCCAAGAAGGUAGAUGACCCCCCCACCCCAAACCCUUCGCCUCCCCGCUCCCACAACCCCUUUCCCUCUCCCCCUGCAAAGGAUCUGCUACUCAGCAAAGCACCUUAUAGUAGGAAGACUGCUCUUCUCUCGUGUUUUUGGAUGUAAACAGAUGGUGAACUGCUUGCUUCACGGACAUCUGCAAUGCUGCUGUUCACGCAGCAGCAGCUGCCGUAAUUGUGUUAUCACCAAGUGAUCCGAUGCCAUGCCCUUUAGAUGCAUCACAGCACAACUUGUAAAAGUGAGCUUCAUGCGAGCAUGAUUUUAGAGACUUUCCAUUUGAUACCGGCAUGCAUGAGGCAUAUGUCACAAAGUAGGGGAAAGGAUGUUCUUUUGGAUGUCUGCCUCCAUUUCCCACUUCUCCCUAUGUUGCCAUACAGAGUGCACUGGAUGAGUUCUUUUUCUUUUGAACUGCUAAUCAUUUAGAAGUAUACAAACUGAAUGUUAACUCUUAAGGGAACAGUGCAUAAAUGAGAUCAUAGCAUGAAAAAAAAAGUAACUUGCAUCAUGGCCUAACCACUAAGGUACUUCUGUAUCCUGGUAUAUCUAAUGUACGAUGUAUACAGCAUGAUGUAUACGGCUUGUUGCGGUUCAUGCGUUUCGCAGUUCCCCGUCGUCGGGGAAACUGAAGGAAUCGAAAAAUCUGGGUCUUUCUGAAUUGUGAUCAGAUUUACAGAAAUCCAACUGUUAGGCCGCGGAGUUUCUCAUUUAAAAGUAGACAAAGAAAGUUACUAAGUAAUAUUGGAAAAUGCAUAUAAUCAUUAUAAGCACCAGUUACAGUAUUAGUCAAUAGAGGAGUGCAUGGACGUUCUUGGAGAACAAAAACAGUUUAUAUAUAUUUUCAGUCAUUUCAUUUUUUUCUUUCUUCAACCACAAAGUUUAGUAGAAAAAGAAAACGAGUCCACAGAAAAGAAUCAUGUUUCAUAGACGUAUUCUGAGAUUAGUUUCCAGUGCCUUUUAUCCCUUCCACCAACAGGAUCAGUGAAAGUGCCUCAGUGUGCAAACGGUGUUUGGGUAGAUCCGGUGUAUAUCAGUGUCAAACAUUGCCAGGUGUGAUGUUAGUGAAUGCUAGAGAUGAAGUGAGGUUCACACAGCAGGUGACUGUGGUACGUGCACAACCAAAUGUUCGUGCUGGCAUGCGUUUAAUGAUGCCAUUAAGCAGCAAUGGAUUGUUCUCUGCAUGUUUACCAUAUUCAUUCAGAAAAAAAAAAAGAAAGAGUCUUCAUCCACUCCUGUUUUACUUCUUUGUGCACCGUGCAUCCUUUCAGGGUUUCUACCUCAGCGAGGUCAUUGCAAACUUGCGGAGCUGAAGGCUUCAAUGCAGGGCUUCCAAUACCUAUACCUACACAUGCACAUACACUUAUAAAAAAAAUAUAUAUAUACAGUAUAUAUAGUUAGAUAACAAAAAAUAGAACCUUAAGUGUAAACUGCAGUCAUGCAAUAUUGAAUGUGAGAGUCCCAAAGCAAAGCCUUUUACACAAGCACUUACAUGUAUGGGGAAAGUAGGGUGUUGCAAUCCUGCUUCUUGUUUUUUUUUUUUCCACUAAAAGCUGCGCACAAUCAGCCCGUUUGUUUGUAUGGAGUUCGUAGAGACGGCGCGACUCUCUCUCCACUGACUGUUGUAAGUGUAAGUUAUAUUUGAAACAGUGCCAUGUCAAGUGAAGUGUCGUCACAGGGGAAACAGCUGAGUGCGUUUUGUGUAAAAGAAAAGCUGAGAAGCUGCCAUAUUGCAGCAGCAGUCGUGGGGCAUUGUAAUGCACAGCAAAAAAAUAAAAAAUAAAAAAAUGCAAUCCAUCUCUUUUGCACAACCGCUUCCUUCCAUUGCUGAAAAAGAAAAAAAUUUUUUUUAGAUACUGGUUCUGAUUUGUUCUGUCACAGUGCUGGCUCACAGGAGAACAGCAAGCAGAUUUGGUACAAAAUGUGCUUGAAACUCUGCAGCUACUGUACACCAGUCUGCUCUCCGUACUGGGAGGAGUUCAUCCAUGGAGUAGUAAGAAUCGGUACUGUACUGUAACGCUCCUUCUUCUUAUUUAACACUCUCCCAACAAAGAUCCUUGGGACAAAAAAAAAAAAGAAAAAAAGCUGCACUGCAGUGCUACUCGAAUGUCUUAGCUGUUUCUGCUGGUGCAGUGGCCAUCCUUUGUGGUGCUAGUACAAGACUACCACUGUUGUGUUGUUCCCACAACACAAUCUGAAGCAGAAACGCGACGAAUUACGCUCUAAAUGCCUUUUUUUUUUCUUUUUGGAAGCAGGAAGGUGGCUAGGUGUAGGAAACUGUCGUUUUGUUUGAAACAGAUCUUUGUACUGUACUUUUGAAGAGCGUCCUCCUCAGGCAGAGUGAAAAGUCCUACUUAUUACAAGUUUAAAACAGAAAAAACAAACAGAGGACGUGACUCAAUUUGUCUUUUCUUUGUAGAUUAGGAUGACGUAUAUACGGAAUAACAUAGAAUAUACAAGGAAAUUAUAUCAGCCUCAAAUGCAGCUGCAAAGAAACCGUUUGCUGUCAUCACAUUUUUCACGGGGGGGAACAAAAAGCGCAGCGAUGAAGAAAAUACUGAUGAUCUUUCUAGCAGAGAGGACAUAUACAGAUGGUGCUAUGCAUUCAGUUACCCAAUGAAAAGUGCAUCCUAACGAGCAAUAGGACAACAUAUAACCUGUUCAUGUUAAAGACUGUACCAAUCUGUUACCACAACUUGGUACCGACCGGGACGUUUGUCCUCAGAUGUAGUUACUAUUAUUUUAGUUAGAGAAACACAUACAGGGCUUCAUUGAAGCAAACAAACAAAAAAAAAGAGAAAUAAUUAAAAAGCUGCUAAAUGGCUCAGUCAAACCUGCAAGGAAGAGCCAACAAUGCACUCAGAGAAAAGUUCUUGAGGUCGUUUAUGGUGUGAAAAUAAGAGAAGGUGCCUGAACAUGUGUGUGUUUGAUAAUAUGCUUCUGUAAACAAAUGUAAUCAGAGCUAAAUAUAGCCAAAUUGAACAAAGAAACAAAAGAGAAAGGAAAAAAAAGCUUCUUUGAUGCUAACAAGUUAGAGAAAAGUAACCAACAUGUACUGAAAUUAUGAGAAAAAAGAAGUAAAAUGCGUUAUUUUCCGGGUUUUUUGUUUAUUGUUUUGUGUAUGGUGGCACUGUAACAUGACUGAUUUAGGACAAACAAGCCUUAUAUAUCGGAGAAAAAAAAAGAAUGUGUUCCUCCAGCAAGCCAUGUUAAAUAAAAAUCACUGUACGACGAUCACUUCCUGUACAUCCGAUGAUGCAGACGGUUAUGUAGACACAGCUGAUUUUUGUUAUUCUAGUUUCAAAACGAAGAAACAAACAGGAAAUAAAUGAAAUCAUUCCUGCUGUUCAUGUUAUUUUGACCAAACUUUACUCCUGCUGUAACGUAUCUCUACAAAAACCUACUAAAUGCAAAAACAUAAAAAAAAAAAACCAAGCAAACAAAACAAAAACAAAAAAACUGCAUGGGCGAUGGAAGACUGCAUGAGCUUUACCUUUCAAGCUGCGGAUUAACUACGACACAGUUGCAUCGUUUUUUGGAAAAAGAAACCCUUGCUUUCAUCUGCAACCAAACUCAAUUGUGAAAGCUGUUGUGAUUUCUGAAAAAGCACCUUAGCGCCCGGACGGACGGAGCUUGGCGUCCGAUGUGGGAUUGAUGUGCAGGUCGGUGCUGAAUGUGAGCAAGGACAACAAGGGCUAGUUUCUUAGACUCUUAACAGCUCUUCAAUGUGACACAUUGUCCACUGUUAUCUCAGUCAGACUGUAUUGUGAGUGUGUUAUGUUGGGGGGGGCGGACAUGUGAAACACACAAUCCUCUGUUCAGAUUUCAGGGCAUUCUGGGUUUUAAAAAGUGUUGAUGCUGGACUGCUUUUAUUUAUUUAUUUAUUUAUUUAUUUAUUUAUUUAUUUUUUUUUUUAUUUUUCACCUGCUGUAGAAACACUGAACUGGAUCGAUCUGUUGGGGUGUUGUGUACCUUGCUCCAGGAGUUCCCGUUUGUUCUAAGGAAGUACAAUGGCUAUGAAUCUGUGUUUUCUGUCCCGAUCGCACAUUUACCUGCUCUCGAGGAGCGCAGCGCCGAAGGACUGUCGAAGCAUUCUGCUCCUCUUUCCAUCCACAAAGCAAACCAAACUCUUAACUGUGUUAUUUAAUCCAGCUGUCAUUGUCAUGUUGUGUUUACCAAGGAUUAUGCUGGAAUGUGUUCAGUUUGUCAGAUGAUGACAAAAGGCAUGGUCUGUGAUCUAUGCAAGGGUUUUAUGUUCCUAAGUUCUUAUGUUUCUGUUUCCUAUAUCACCUCUGACUACAUCUUCCAUUAACCUGAAUAAAUUUUUAAGGAUCA
Molecule: messenger RNA, 7176 nt
Organism: Xiphophorus maculatus (southern platyfish)
Lineage: Eukaryota; Metazoa; Chordata; Actinopteri; Cyprinodontiformes; Poeciliidae
Product: potassium voltage-gated channel subfamily A member 1-like
Exons: 2
Coding region: 933-2408 (491 amino acids)
Biological process (GO): protein homooligomerization; potassium ion transmembrane transport
Cellular component (GO): synapse; paranode region of axon; dendrite
Molecular function (GO): delayed rectifier potassium channel activity; protein binding
Source: RefSeq, a predicted model, not a curated record